Arachis ipaensis is the source of this 525-nucleotide messenger RNA. The record is from RefSeq and is a predicted model, not a curated record. NCBI's taxonomy places the organism in Eukaryota, Viridiplantae, Streptophyta, Magnoliopsida, Fabales, Fabaceae.
AUGGAGUUUGCGACCUAUAUGCUAAAGGGAGAAGCUGAACACUGGUGGCAUGGAGUGCAACGCUUGUUAAGACAGGAGGUGGAAGAGAUUGACUGGGACACUUUUAAGAAGGAAUUUUACAAAAAGUAUUUUCCUAGAUCUGUUUGUGAUGCUAAAGAAAUGGAACUGAAGCAGUUGACACAGGGGAAUAUGUCAGUGGCAGAGUAUACCCGAAAAUUUGAGAAUUUGUGCCGAUUCUCUAAGAUCUAUCAAGGAAACCCGGAUGAUUUUGAGGAGUGGAAGUGUUUGAAGUACGAAGGAGGACUUCGAGAUGAGCUGAUGCAUUCAUUGGUCCUACUGAAAAUACGAAAUUUCACAAAGCUUGUCAAUAAGAGUCAGCUGAUGGAAGACUGUGAACAUAUGAUGGCAGCGUCAAGGAUGGGACAUCCGAGCUUAUCACCAAAAAACUUUAAUAAUUUUCAUAGGCAUGCGGUACAGCGGAAGGUUGAUUUUAAGGUACCAGGAGCACCUAUGCGAGGGAACUAA